AUGCACUUAUAACGUUGGUUGCGACCAGCUAUAAAAUGAAGAAGAGAAAGAAGCAGCAGCAGUGAAACGGACCAGGAAAAGAAAUACAACAAGAGCAGCGACAUUUUUAAACCAUGUUGUGUUCAUAAGUUCACGCUCUUUUGAAAAGUAACACGCUAAUUGCUUGUUAAGUUCUGGAGGACGAACGGACAGUUUUAACGGUUGCCACCGCUUUCGAUUUGACAGCUAAAAGUUAAAAUUAGCUGUGUCGACCAGAAUGGACUCAUGGCUUCGCUUCAACUCGCAGAGUCAAGCCAAGGAGAAAAUGAUUCGGGCGGCUCAGUAUGCUUGCACACUGCUAGGAUACACACUACACAAAGGUGGCGCUGCAGCUCAACUUGCCCAGACUGUGGGCCAGCUGGAAGCUCACUUGAGCCUGACGAGAAAGCUACUGCGUUUGGGGAACUCUGUGGAGGCCGUGGAAGCUGCGAAGAGGAGCGUCCACCUUUCCGACGGCGUGCUGAGGUUGUGCAUCACCGUCAGCCACUUGAACAGAGCCAUGUACUUUGCCUGUGACAACGUCCUGUGGGCCGGAAAGAUGGGCGUCGUCUCCAAAGUGGACCAGCACAAGUGGAGCCAGAGAUCUUUUAAGUACUACUUGUUUGCGCUCAUCCUCAACCUGACUCGAGACGUGUACGAGCUCCAUCUUCUGAUGGAGCGUGAAGCACGGCAGAGAGCAGCUAAAUUUCCUCCAUCGCGAGACCCUAGCCCCGACCUGUCCUCACCUGCAGUCGCAGCCUCCGUUGCCCUGCCAUACCUGUUGACAUGUUUGCACAGACGGCUCCACCUGCUGGCCACAGUACUGCACAACAACCCGCCGCUGCUGCUCGACCUCUUGAGGAACACGUGCGACAUCUUCAUCCCUCUGGACCGCCUGGGGAUGUACCCUACUGGGAGGGGCUUUGUGGGCGUCUGUGGGCUGGCGUCCUCAGUCUUCUCCAUCCUCACCAUCCUGCAUCCUUGGCUUAAACUCAAACCAUGAAGUCAACACGAGAACUCUCCUGAGGUUUCUGGUUUUGGAUCUAGACUCUUGUCCUCAGGAGCAAAGGUCACACUGCAAACAGAACUAACAGUUUUCGCUUCUUUUACCUAUAAAAUGUAUGCACUGAUUUUUAUAUGUAAUGCAGAAAUUUAAUGUACCUUCAUUGUGUACCAUGGACGUUUAAUGUUCAUUUACUCACAAUAUGGCAAAUGUCGGAUCAUAAUUCUUGUGCUUUUUACAGUUCCCCUGUAUAAAGUGUGUCCAAAACGGCGACGGCAUGUUUAUCUGCAUAAUCAUAUUACAUUAACAAUUAAAGUAUUAGAUGUUGCAAUAAUGUACUUUGUAACCAAUAAAGCUAAACGUCUUUGGUCAAAUGUCAUAGCAUAUAUUGACUUAAAUUGGAUUGCUGUUACAAGUCUAAAUUCUACAAAAUGUAUCCAUUUAAAUUUUCUGAAUGCUUGGUGCAAAGUUUGGACACCUUACUGUUAUAAAAUGGAUUUUGUCAGUAACAUUUGAGCCUUGGUAGGUCUAACUGAAAGUAUAACUUCCUUUUUCUGUGUAUGUUUAUAUUGACUGGACCUAAUUGCCAUCUUUUUAAACCAAAUGACUGAUAAGAAUAUCAUUAAAAACAGAAAUUUAUUUGAGAACAGAUUCAAAUAAAAAAAACAUACAAAUCCACAA
Nerophis lumbriciformis (worm pipefish) is the source of this 1702-nucleotide messenger RNA. RefSeq names its product peroxisomal biogenesis factor 11 beta (gene pex11b). Lineage: Eukaryota; Metazoa; Chordata; Actinopteri; Syngnathiformes; Syngnathidae. The record is from RefSeq and is a predicted model, not a curated record. Gene Ontology annotation, biological process: peroxisome fission. Gene Ontology annotation, cellular component: peroxisomal membrane.